Gossypium raimondii (Peruvian cotton) is the source of this 2346-nucleotide messenger RNA. RefSeq names its product glycine-rich cell wall structural protein 1.8. Bases 1 to 2346 code for a protein of 781 amino acids. The transcript has a single exon. The record is from RefSeq and is a predicted model, not a curated record. Lineage: Eukaryota; Viridiplantae; Streptophyta; Magnoliopsida; Malvales; Malvaceae.
AUGAAUGGUCUUGCAAUUGCUGAUAAUCAUGAUGUUAAUGAAAAUGACAAUCAUCCGUAUGUUUCCGAAGAAAGGCUAAAAACUAAAGGAAAUAGGAGGUCUCUAACACUUUUACCUUUAAUAAUUGGUGCACAUGCUUUACAUCGACGUGCAAAGGCCUCUGGUAAAGCUUGGCAUGGUGGUGAAGGAGCAAACAUAGGAGUAGGAGGCGGAUUUCAAAGUAGUGGAAAUGUUGCUGGCGCAGGAGGAGUAGCAGCAGGAGGAAGCGGAGGUGGAAAAGGUGACGGUGGUGGUGGUGGUGGUGGAGGUGCAGGUGGCAGUGGUGGUGGUAGUGGUGGUGGAGGUACAAGUGGCGGCGGCGGCGGCGGCGGUGGCGGUGGUAUGGCUGCUGGGGGUGGUUUGAAUUUUGGGUUUAGAGGUGGAAUAAGAGCAGGAUUUGGUGGAAACAGGGUUGGAAGUGGUAGCACUAAUGUUGGUGGAGGGGCAGGAGGCCAUCUUGAAGGUGUUGGUAGUGGUGCAACUAGUACAAGUGGUAGUCUUAGUAAAGCAAAGGGUAAUGAUGGCAAAGCUAGUGAUACUAGUAAGAGUGAGGCUAAAGCUGGUUUUGAAGGUAAAAUAGGAGCAAACGCAGGAGUAGGAGGCGGAUUUCAAGGUGGUGGAAACAUUGGUGGCGCAGGAGGAGGAGGAGGAAGAGGUGGUGGUGGUGGUGGUAUGGCUGCUGAAGGUAAAGUGGGAGGACAAGGAGAGGUUGGUGGAAAUAGUGGUGGAAGUGGUAGCACUAGUGCUACUAGUAAGGGUGAAGCUAAAGAUGGGUCUGAAGGUAAAGUAGGAGGGCACGGAAACGGUAAUGGUGGUAUAGCCGGUGGGGGUGGUUUUAAGUUUGGGUUUAGAGGUGGAAUGAGAACAGGCUUUGGUGGAAAUAAUGGUGGAAGUGGUGGCACUAAUGUUGGUGGAGGGGUCACAAGCCAUGCCGAAGGUGUUGGUAGUGCUGCAACUAGUACAAGUGGUGCUCUUAGCGGAGCAAAGAGUAGUGAUGAAAAAGCUAGUGAUACUAGUAAGAGCGAGGCUAAAGUUGGUUUUGAAGGUAAAGUAGGAGGACAAGGAAAGGUUGGUGGAAAUAGUGGUAGAAGUGGUAGCACUAGUGUUGCUAGUAAUGUAGGAGGGCAAGGUGGAGGUGUUGGCAGUGGUAGUACUGAUGCAAAUGGUACUCAUAACGGUGAAAAAGGUAGUGAUGAAAAAGCUAGUGCUACUAGUAAGGGUGAAACUAAAGAUGGGUUUAAAGGUAAAAUAGGAGGGCAAGGAGGUGCAGGUGGUGGUAUAGUUGGUGGGGGUGGUGGAAGUGGCAGCACUAGUGUUACUGGUGGAGAUGUUGGAGGAAAAGGAAAGGUCGAUGGAAAUAGUGGUGGAAGUGGUAGCUCUAGUGCUUUUGUUGGGGUAGAAGGAAAAGGUAGCACAAAAAUUAAUGAUGACAAAACUAGUGCUAAUAGUAAUGAUGAAGUUAAAGCUGAAGCCGAAGCUAAAGCUAAGGCUGAAGCCGAAGCUAAAGUUAAAGCUGAAGCUAAAGCUAAAGCUGAAACUAAAUCUAAGGCUGAAGCCGAAGCUAAAUCUAAGGCUGAAGCCGAAGCUAAAGUUGAGGCUGAAGAUAAAGCUAAGGUUGAAACCAAAGCUAAAGCCGAAGCUGAAGCUAAAGCAGAAGCAGAAGCUAAAGCUAAAGCUGAAGCCAAAGCUAAAGCUGGUGCUGAAGCUAAAGCUAAAGCUGAAGCUGAAGCUGAAGGAAAAGCUGAAGCUAAAGCAAAAGGUAAUGCUGAAGCUAAAGUUGGAAUAGGAGGGCAUGGAAGGGCAAGUGGAAAUAGUGGUGAAAGCGGUAGCAAUAAUGUUAACGGCAAAGUUAGUGCCUCUAGUAAGGCUGAAGCCAAAGCUGAAGUUAAUGCUCAAGGUAAAGGUAAAAUAGAAGGACAAGGAAAAACUAGUGGAGAUGGUGGUGGAAGUGGUAGUAGUAGUGUUGAUGGUGGGGCUAAAGGGCAUGGUGGUGGUGGUGGUAGUCACAUGCAUUUUGGCGGCGGUGGUGGUGGUCACAUGCGUUUUGCUGGUGGUGGUGGUGGAAGUGGUAGCAGUAGUGUUGAUGGUGGGGCUAAAGGACAUGGUGGAGGUGGUGGUGGUCAUAUGCAGUUUGGUGGUGGUGGUGGUGGUGGUGGUGGAAGUGGUAGCAAUAAUGUUGAUGGUGGGGCUAAAGGGCAUGGUGGAGGUGGUGGUGGUGGUCACAUGCAUUUUGCUGGUGGCGGCGGUUUUAAAUUUGGUUUUGGUGGAAAUGUAGAAGGGCGAGGAGGGUUUGGUGGAAGCCACUAA